GAUCUUUCAUUUUGAAUUUCACUGUAUAGAUUAGUUGUUGAAUAACGUUUUCUUAGUGUACAAGAAUAAAAAGUAACGAUAAUUUACUUAGUAUAUUUCCUUCAGAAUGUUAGAUUCAUGUAUUUGACGAGAAACUGUUAUUUGCAAUAAAGAAGAACAUCUAUAAGCUUACACUUAUUUAGAUCCAUCUAUAACUUUUUCCACCUGGAACGAAUUUAAUAACUGUUCGAAUUCGGAAACUUUUAUCUUAGUUGAUAUUUUGAUACAUUACUGGGAAAUCAGAAAGUUUCCUUUAUAAAUUUCACCUUAUUAACAAUAUGUUUAAAAGUAAAGUUAAAUGAAGUCCUCGUCAGAAACACAAGUGAUAGGUUCUUCUCUCAUAAUAUAUAAAAAUUAUUUUAAUACCAGUGGGACUGACUUUAUGAAGUAGAAGACAAAACAAUCAUUAUUGUUAUUCACAAAUAUACGGGAGUUACAGGUAAUCUGUUAGGCACUAUAUUGGCUGAUAUUUGUAUAGGACAUCCACAAAAUGUCAAACUCAAAGAUGCAAUAAAGUAACGUCAAUAUAAGUUGAUGGAACUAUCACUGUUUUUAAUAACAAAGACCUUUCUAAUCAGUUACUUAAGUGUUUUAAUUUGCUUCACCUGAAUUCAAAAUCCACAUCCGAUCACUAAAUUAAAAGUCAGAUGAGUUUUUUAGACAAAAUGAGCAAAAAAACGAAGAUGUCUGAGGUUCAUCCUUCAUAUAUGUAAAGCUUCCUGGGAGGGAUGAUACUCAUACUUCUAUAGACUUUCUACCUUAAUAUAAAACAAAUCUCUUCAGAAUGUUGUAUGUGGGGGUAGACAGGUUUUUUAUUUCAAAAGUUCACUAGAUGGUGAAGUGUAGAUUAUUUAAAGAAUGUCAGUCAUGAAUAGCUAUUAUAUGGAUUUUAAAUGUAAACAUUUCAAGUCAACAAAUGGGAUAACAAAACAAGACAUGGACCCUAAAAAUAAUACGUUUGACAAACUUCCCUUCAACAUUGCUCUGAUCUUUCCCGCUGUCAAUUUUAUGGUUACAUAUGAAACAAAAAGCCUACUCAUGAAUAAACUUGGAUAAUAUACAACCUCUAGUUACUUUCAGAUGUACUUAAUUAUUUACAUUAUUCGCAAAUUGUUUAAAAUUUAGUUUCAUUUAUUUCACAUAUGACGUCUACAAACAUCCAUCACCUUUCUCACGAACUUGUAUUUAUUCACAAUAAUGACUUCACUGUACCCUGAAAUUCUGUUUUUAUUGAUAAUUUAUGGUUGUCAUAACUAGUGUUGACAUUUCAACGUUAUUCAAAUGUUCAAUCUCCACAGCAAUAUAAUCAUUCAAGUAAUUAGGUUCACCUAUACUAUGUUCAAAUAGUAUUAUUAUCACUACUAUUAUGAUUGCCUCAUUAUUUAUUUGGCAAUUACUAUCAAUUUUAUUAUUUUAUCCAGUAUAUACGUGUCUUCUGUACUCAAUGACUUCAUAUUUUCUCUAUUACUGUUAUUCUGUUCAUCUACGAAUAUAGACAAUAAUUGUACGUUUCUUCCCUUGCGAACUAAAUGACUUUAUAAUUGUUAUGAACGAAAUGAGGUCUGUAAAAGAAUUUCAUUUAUUUAUAAAAGUCAUUGCUUAUGUUGAUCAUUUCAUUUCAUCUCUGAAUAGUUGUUAUUUGAGAUUAACAGAAAUCAUUUAUUCGUUGACUUGGGUCAAGUAAUUUUUGAUUGCAUAAUAGUGCUUCCGAAGACUGUAUCAUGGGAACAAAUUAGCAGACAAUUCGUAUAAUCUGACAGUUGUUAAUUUUUAUGUAAAGAAUGCGUACGUUGCCUACAAGUCUUUUUUCAUGCCCAUAAGCUUUUCUAUUUCCUUCAUUUAACAUUUAAUUAUGGAAGGUGACAUUCAGCAACUAUAUUUUAUGAAUUGUUGAUUCAUUCCCACUUAAUUAAUUUUAUAUUUAUGUAUAUGUGGUCAUAUAUAUGGUGGGAAGAGUGAUUAUGACUUAAAAUUAUUAGAAUUAGAGAUGUACCGAAAAUAUUACGAAAUUAAAUAUAUUCCAGUUACCCAACAAGAACAAAUGAGAAACACUUAUUCUUCUCCACUUUGAACAACCAAACACUUAAAGUGCGAAUACUUCAGUUUAUUGAAGGCAUAGCUGUACAAAUGUUUGAAUCUUUAUUGUGUGUUCAUAAACAAUCGGUACAUACAUGACACCCACUGGAGAUUAGUAUGAUAUAUACUGUUAUUUUUAUGUUUCACUUAUAUCUACUUUAACCUUUAUUUUUUAUGAGGAUACAUUAAAAAUAUUAAUAUGUGAUCAGGUUCAUUAAAAUAUGUUGUACCAAUAUAUCACAUAGUUCUGAUAAAUUCUGACUUCUCAGUCCACUAUCUGCAUUCAUAUUCAUUAUCAAAGUUUGUAUAAAAUGAGUAAUAUGAUUACUCAGUAGUUAUAUUAUUUAAAGGUAUUUUAUUCUUUUCAUACAGGCACUACUCUUAUGCGUGUCUUGCUAGAUGUACAUCCAAUGAUUCGAUGCGGUCCUGAAACUAGAGUAAUACCCAAAAUCCUCAACUUACGAGGUGAAUGGGGUAGAGGAAAAGAAAGCGUACGACUUACAGCUGCUGGUCUAUAUCCCGUUGCAGUCGAUUCUGCUGUACGAUCAUUUAUAUUAUCUUUAAUCCAAAAUGCUGGGGAAAAUGCACUUGUUCUGUGUAAUAAAGAUCCACUAUCAUUUAUUUACCUUGAAUAUUUGGCGGAAAUAUUUCCUGAGGCAAAAUUCAUCCACAUGGUACGUGAUGGGCGUGCUGUGAUUAAUUCACUAGUAAAACGACAUGUUACCAUCAAAGGAGCACCUGAACUUAUAGAUGAAAAAUUUUUUGCAUGGGAAAAUCGAGUAAAUCAGAUUUUAAAAUCAUGUGCAGUUAUCGGGCCCAAACGAUGCACAACAAUCAAAUAUGAAUCAUUGGUACUCAGACCGAGAGAAGUUCUGGGUGAACUGUUUGAAUUUCUCGAAUUGCCAUGGGAUCCAAUCGUUCUUCACCAUCAAACGGCUAUGAGUCAAAGCUCUCUAAGCAAACUCGAACCGAGUACUUCACAGGUUGUUCAUCCAAUACACUUGGCUUCACUAACUUCAUGGGCUUCAAGUAAUUCAGUGUUGCCCGAAUCUUUCAUCUCAUCAAUACACCGAGAAAGUGAUAUACUGAAAACACUUGGUUACGCUGAUUUGGGUGUACCACCACAUUACGGUACUCCAGAAAACCAGGUGGUCAAUAUAACUAGUUACCUUAUCAAUGAUCCACAAUUUAGACAGAUAUUCUAACUUCAUAUUUUCCAUGUGAUAAUUUACUUUUGUUGUCAACAUUGUUUUGUGUAAAUUGUGUGAUACUUGUAAGUUUUCUGUGCGUAUUGUUCUCAAGUCGUUUGUUAUUUGGACAGUUGAGAAGUGUAUUUCUAUUUAUUGUGAAAUGUUAACAUUUCUAUUUUCUUGUUAAUGAGGUAUAGAUUUCAAGUGUUAAUUAUUUUUAACUGUUAUGGUUGUUAGUGAUGGUGAUGGUAGUGGUGACAUUUAGUAUUUUAAUAGUUUUCUACUUUGUAUUUUUUUAAACUUCAUAUUCGUGUAACUUCAUAUUUCUAAUUGCGUUACCAUAAUAAUAAAAAUGACAAUGAUGAUGAUGAUGGUGAUUGUGAGAUUUGUGGAACUUCUCUCUUUCUCUCUCUCUCUCUCUUCCUUCUUUGAUGAAUAUUCAACCAACAUAUCUUUAUUUGUGAUUAUGGUUUUUACUGUUUUUAUGUUGACUUUGUUUUAUUUUUAUAUACAUACUAUCUGGGA
This is a messenger RNA of Schistosoma bovis, 3830 nucleotides long. The record is from the annotation of a GenBank genome assembly. NCBI's taxonomy places the organism in Eukaryota, Metazoa, Platyhelminthes, Trematoda, Strigeidida, Schistosomatidae.